GGAGGGGGAAGGGGGCGUUGCCGCGGCGCCGAGCUGUGAGGAGGGAGGUGGGUGGCGGCGCGGGUGAGUGAGGACGGGCUGGGGGAGGCAGAGCGGGCGGGUAGGUGCCGUUAUGGCCCCGGCUGCAGGCAGCCGCUGCGCUACCGGCAGGAGAAGCGUGGCCCCGGGCCAGCGGGGACCGAGCACGGGGCUGCCCUGCGCGUUGCCCGCCCUCUCUCCCUGCCCCCCUUCGGGCGGUGCCCCGGGGCCCCGCCCCUCACUGCCGCGCAGCCAAUGAGCGCCAGGAGGUUUUUGGCGGGGGCGGGCGGUGAGGGCGGGGCCCCCCCGCCAUUUUCUCACCUCAGCCCUCCUGGGGGGGGGUGUGUGUGAGGUAGCGGGCCUAUAGCAGGCUAGAGCUCGUCGUGUCGGUCUCCUGUGCGGUGCCGCCUCAGCCUGGCCCCUCGCCUGGAGGGGCGAGGACGAGUCUCCUACGACCGCCAAGUCCCGUCUCUCGUUAAGACGAAGAGAUGCUAAGCCCGCGCUCCUGUGUUUAGGCUAACGUCAGGACAAGCUGUUCUUUAAAGAUGGAAGUUACUAUGAGGGCAAGCUUGUCAGUGGAGAAAUUAUGGGGAAUGGAUUUCAAUACUGGGCAUCAACAGGGAACACUUAUUCCGGUCAGUUUAUGUUUGGAAAGCUCCAGGGACACAAAGUCUUGUAAUAUAAACAUGGUGGGAAAUACGAAGGAGAGCUCUUCUAUGGAAUGAGAGAAGGAAUAAGGAUAAUUAUGAAGGAGCCUGGAUUCUAGACAAGUGUCAAGGUCAUGAAAUAUUGCCUUGUGCUGUUUAUCAGGUAUAUGAAGAAGACUUAUGAGAAACUGUACUGAUUUGUUCAGAAAAGCUGAAAGGAUCAUGGUAGAGGAUGCUUCAGGCAGAUAAAUAGAAAUGGGGCAGUGGAGAAAUGACGUAUUCGAUGAACGGGGUGCUAUAGUUAAUUGUUCUGGUGACAUCUGUGAUGGACUGUGGAUCAAUGGCUACCCUGCUGCAAUUCUGGAUUUGCACUGGCUGAUUUACCAGUCCCUAAGGGAGAUAGAGCCAGAAUCUGGAUCUGACACCCUAUGUGGAGCAGGAGAUGCUUCGAGCAGCCAGCAUGAAUGCUUUAAUAUGGAUGAGAGUCAUUCUCACGAGAAAAAUCUUUGGUUAACUGAAGUUACUAUGCGGAGAAAGAAGAAAGGAGGCAAAAAGCCAAGUGGCAGGAUAUCUGCUGAGAAAGCUGAGAAGAUGACAGUCUCGCAGGAGAAAAUGGAAGACAGCAGAUCUCACAUGACAUCCAAAGAAUACAAGUUACAAAAGGAUCAGCACUUCACAAAGAAUUCUGAGACAUUACAAGGCCACUAUGUGCUUAAGGUCCAUGAAGUGACCAUGCCCCCAUUCUUGGGCCAGACUCUCCCACCUGCCUUCAAACUCUUGAAUUUUUCCAGAGAAAAUCAAAACCAAGAAACAAAGAGUCUUUCAAAGUCACCGGCAAGUAAAAAGGAUCAAACCCCACAGCCAGGGCUCUUAUCCAAGGCACACUGAAGUCAAUGGAAUUUUUCCCAUUGAAUGCAGUGGAAGUUGGAUUCAGUCUUUGCAUCCCAGUCACCCUUGUAAGGUUUUUCAUGCAGGAAUGGGGCUUCAGUUUUGAAAAUUGUAGUCUUCUAAUAACCAAGAAAAUAAUUGACUUGGAGAUCCAUGUCGUGGUCAUCUUCUUCCUAUUAACAUUUUAAAAGAAAAAAAGAGAUAUUCUCUGUAGAGAGUUGAGAUACAGAUUAAAAUUUUUUAUCAGUUCUGUUUUUCGGUAUAUGUUUGGGGGUCUGUUUGUUUUGAAGAAUUUUGAUCAAAUAAUAUAGUAAAUUAAUUUUUGUGACAAUUGUAAUUGCAUGUCUAAUAACAUGUUGAGAUUGUUUCAUGCAAGCCUAGUUCACGAAUUACCUCUGUCGCAUGAGGACAGCCAAGUAACAUUCCUCAAACUGAUAGAGAAUCUACCACCUUCAAACAACCAGUUUUCAAAAUAAUUAUUUAUCAACUUUAAAUCUUACUGGGUUUUGUACAAAUUUACCUAAUGAUUGCAAGCAACAGAGAACAUUUUCAUUAGGAAAACUAUGCUGAUGCACUUAGCUGCUCAUGUACAUUAAUGUCCAUGUAUUCACUGUAUGAAGAAAUUUUCACUUGAAUAAGGUAGGAGUCCUCUAAAAGCCUCCCAAUUAAGUCCAGUGCCUUUGUGUGUGGAUCAGAGGUUGACAUCCGUAAAGGGGAGCGCUAGAGUUAAUUCACAUCACUGAAUCAAAAUCCAUAGCUAGACCUUAUCUUCGAUGUCCGUUGUUGAAGCGAAUAGAAAAAUUCAAAGUAAAAACAGAUAAAGCACCUUAAAUCUAACUCAAAGUUCUCCCUCAAGAGCCUCUUAGGGUAGAAAUCAGCUUUAGAAAUGCAGAUAUGGCAUAGCAAGGCAUGCCCAUGGCAUUCCGUAACUUGUAGUAUCUUGACUUUUUUACCUUCAGAAUACAUCUGAUUCAUCAUCAUCACUUUUGCUCCUGCUUUGGAGAUGUAAGAAAAUGUGAAAGAAAUAAUAAAUUUCAAUGCACUCAUUUUGUUUGAAUAGUAUUAGCAGUUGCAAAUAACAGCUGUAUUUGGCACUUUGCCUCAGUCUUCAUUCAAGAAUCUCAGACCUUCUAUUCCUUGAAGUUAUGGCCAAAAUUUCACACCAAGAUCCACUAGUUCACUAUGAAGUCCCAGGUUUGAUGCAGCUGCAUUAUACAUGACUCAGUUAAUCACAGUGGCUUUUUUGGGCCUUACUCUAAUGAACUGAAUGAAGGAUAAAUGAGAUCAGUUGAAUUACCUAGCAUUUUACCACCUGCUUGGUGCGUACUUGGGUGAUUACUGUGACUCAGCUGUGACGAUAACCAGUAAGUUCUUGAGAACCCAAUGAUAACUUAUAUCUCUGAAGUUGUUGAGCCUUCAAUUUCCCUGUAAGGAUGGUUUUGUAGUUCUACAGGUGGAGAAACAGAAACUUGGUUAAAUGCAAGGGAUCACAGACCUUGGCAGUAGAACCCAGAAAUCUUGACUUUUGUAGUCCUCUGCAAUGCAACUGAAUGAUAGUUCUGUUAUUUUACAUCUCACUUUCAUGAGAUCUUCAUUUAUUCUGAGCAUUAUCGCAUGCCUUUUUUUAACUAUAAGAAAAAGCCCCUCGCUAUGAAAGAAGUGAUUUAUCUGCAAGUAUUGUAAAUGUAUGAGCUCCUUAGUAUCAUAGGUGUCUUGCUGCUUUGUCCCCAAGUAAAUAUACACCUGCCAACUUUAUUAUUAGCCAGAACUAAGAUGUAUUGUGUCCUUUAUCAAAUACAUGAUCAACUGCUAUGUAUUGACCAAAAGAUACAUCAAACCCUGUAAUCAAAAAGGCUUCAUCCUUCUUCGAUCUUUCCAGAUUUUCUCUCUUCAUUUGCCCUCUGAAAUACGCUUUUUAAUGAGCAGAAAGCCUGGAGUACGAAGUCUUUGUACCAGUGGACCUUGUUAACCGGCCAUUUGUGAAUUCUUUUUAGAGUCCAGAAUAAUGAGCUACAUUUCCUAUUGAUGUAAUGGCAGCUUUCACUAUGAAGAACCAGUCUUGUGCUUUCAGUUCACUUAAUCAAGUUUUAACAGUAGGCGUUUUCUAGGUUAGCUAAUUUUGAACAACUACAUACUCUAACAUCGUGUCUCUUGGGACAAUAAGAACUACACAAACUGUGUCUCUUAGAAAAGCCGGAUUUUCUUUGUCUCAGGCUAUCCGUUUAGCAGUCUAAUUUUCAGAUAUGUUAUUUAACUCAGCUAGAUCACUGUCCCUUUCCUUGCUACCAUGCAGACACCAGCUCAGAAAAACAAAGAGAAUAGAAAUUCCUGAUAAUUCUUUCCCCAGUGACAUUUGUUGCAUCAUGUGUUAGGAUUAGGGAGACUGUAUAUAAGGGCCAAGAUCUCAAAAUGUAACAAUAAAUGAGACGUUUUGAUAUUUUGUAGUAUUUCCAUGUGGGUUUCCUCCUUGUGGAAACUGCAUGCUGCUAUGUGUUAAGUUUGAACACUUAGUUUGAGGGUGUAGGGGGAGUAACAAUAAGUUCUGCAAGAUGAGAAUAUUUAGUGGCUUGGCCUUUCAUGUACUAAUUUACUAUAUGGUACUCUGUAAAACGCCUUUCUUUGAAAAUUGCUAACAUGCAGACAGUUUUAGUGAUAAGAUUUUGAUUUUGUUUUCAUUUAAAGCUUAGGCACUUUGCUUAGAGUAAUGUCCCAAGAGAGUCCCUGGUGUGAAGCAAUUGCUAGCUGUUAGUCCUAUAUCACGACAAAUUUUUAAAUUUAGAUUUCUGAAUCUCCUGCUGACUAGCAUCUUUCUUGAGACUGACAGUACUUACAAGUAGCCAGUCUCUCCUUAGCGUGGUAGAUGUGCAGAAUGGAUCAUUAUCACACAGUAUACUUUAAGGCUCAGUAUGAAACACGAGAAAGACCUCAAUAUUGCUAGUGAAGAUACGUAGGAGACACAGCUACAUCACAUUUUAAUAUGUCCUUUAGAGCAUUGUAGUGCAAACAGUCAAUGUGUCUCAGCAUCAAUAUACAAUAUUUUAUAUACAACUAAGUAUUGUUUUUAUUCUUCCUCCUUUGUUUAGUUUGUCAUAAUUGAAUGCAAAGUUGGGGCUGAGGGAGGUUAUACAACAAAUAAUCUGUGAUCUUUAAAAAAUGAAUGACCUUCCUAUUUUAUAGUGAUUUUAUAGGAUUACAGAAUGUGCAAUCGAAGCCAAAGCCUCCUUUUGUGUACACGCCCCAGUGAUGGCAAAGUAACAGACCACAACUAGUGAGAGAAUCGUUUAUUCUAAUCUUGUAAAACACUCAUGGGCUGUGGUGCUCCAGAAAUCAUAGGUUGUGUUAGCUGCAUUUUUAUACCUUUAAAGAAAGUUUAUUACAUUGUCAACUGUAUUUGUUAUCAAUUCUCCGGAAAACGAUUGCUGUGUGAAUGGUACUGCAGGCUUAUAGUUUAUUAAAAUGUACUGGGCCAAAUCCUGAUGUCAAUGAAAUCUGUUAAAUUCCUCCCAGAUAUAUUUUUUAAAUACAUAAUGUAAAACAGCUGCUUUCUAAAUAAUCUGUUUCUCAUGUCAGUAAUUAUAUUUGUAUAGAUGUAGGUGAAAUCUUAAAUAUGCAGUCCUCAAGGAGCUAGCAUAUUUUUAGAGACAACUUAAAUGACCUUUCAUCUCAUUGUUUUUGCUUUUUGUUCAUGUUGUCUACUUAGUUCCCCACUUGGAAUUCUGUAUUUCUAUAUGUGAUUAUGCUACUUAAAAGGGGAUCUUCAUUAUUAAUUUGAGUCUCUGAAUGCUACAGUAUUACAAACAGUGACUGGUUUACUGUUUCUAACUUUUACUGGUUUUUACCAACAUAAAUUGUACUCUUAAUGUGAAGAAUGCUCUUCGGUGUACUUGAAUAUAACUCUUUUCCCAUUCUAUCCCACAAACACUCCUCACAGAUGGCUUUUCAAAGAUUUUGAAGAGAAUUGGUAAUUUCAGUGUGCACGCUUUGAACAGAUACUUAUUGUGAUAAUUUUUUAAAAAAUUACCUGUAUGUUCUAAACUGAUCAAAUAUUGAAGUAGGCAUAAGGAAUUAUGGUUUCAGAAUGCACAUGCUUCCUCAGUUGUGUAAACUGAUAGAAUUUUACUGAAGUCAAUGGCAUUGUAUGAAAUCUUUUAUAUUUGGAGCGAGGAUUUGUCUCUUUACUCACAUGUAAUAAGUUACUAGUAUAUGAUAUUUAGUGGAACUACAGUAGUUUACAUCUGCUGAGGAUCUGACCUACCUAUUUUAAAUUCACGCAACAUCCAUGUCCUUUAAGUCAGAAAUGCUUUUUCAACUUCAGAUGAAAAAACUGAAGCAGGGAAAGAUUAAUAAUUUUUUUGAUGGAUAAAAACAUAAAAAUGGUAAAGCUGAAACAGAUACCUAUAAAGGUGCUUUUUUUUAAACCAUUUUCCACUUCUAUUCCUAGAACUUUUAAUUUCUUUUUCUUCUAUCUUUAUCUUUUUUGAUAGUUUUUUUUCAGUAGAGUUGAAAUUGGCUCCAUUUUUGUUCUUAGCACAAAGAUUGUUCUGUUAAGCAAACAGAAAGGCAAGGAAUUAUGGCACAGUACUGGAAGUUACCCAAGCUAAUCCAUACCAGAUAGCGGAUAUUUUUUCAAUUCCAGCAAAACUAGUACCAGUUAGUUGAUAGAAAUACUCUGUGGGAGAUGCAAUAAUCUGUGUUUAAUCUUAAAGUAAAUCAGUAACUAGCUGUAUGUGUGUACUUCAUGGCAUUGCAGUUUGGUUGGUCUGUCUGCUAUUUUAAAAUACUGUUUAGAGAAAUCAGUCACAUGUAGGGUAGCAUUGCUUUGUAGUCUAUAAUUUUUAGUGGUAAUUGUAUAGAUUUGCAACAGAAGAAGAACGAGAGAUUCUAGCAGGAAAUUGUGUUGAAGAUGACCUUGAAUUUGAAGUCUUUCUGCAUUUUUAUAAGUAUUUUCCCCAUCAUCAUGUGGCUCAGGAGUGGAGAAGAAAAAUGAAGGUAAUAAGAAAGAAAGAGUUCUCUCUGUUUUCUUGUGUACAUAUGUUGUAAUGAAGGUGAACCCAGAAAGUUGUUUAAUGUUUUCCUGGCCUCUUCCAGAUGUUGAUCUUUACUCUUUCAAACCAAACUUUUCUGGAGGAAUGUCCUUAUUUUAUUACAGAUAUAUACAAUUUACCCCCUAGCUAUCAAGGCGACCAAUUCUAAUAUGUUUAGAAUUCCAGUUGCUUGGAUCCCAUCUGAUUCUUCAGUCUUUGAAAAGGCCAGCAGGUAACAUUGUUCAGGUUUUUUACAAGAUUUUGAUUUAAGGUUUUCUUAGUAGUGUAAUGAAAUACAGUUAUUUUUCUUCCAUAAUAGAAAUGUAUUCUGUAGCCAGUUUCUCCCUAAUUGUAGAUCCCAGCAGGGACAUAUGGAACAGAUGACACAGUUUGGCUUGCAUGAUAAAUUGUGGCUAGGAGUAUGAAAAUACCUAAAUAAGAGACCUCAUUUGAUCAGCAAUCACCUAGUUUCAAAAGUAGUCUGUUAGGCUAUAAAUGGAUUUACAAUGGCCCAGUGUGGGGGCUGAUUGGGAGAUGAUUCCGUCUGUAGCUCUGCAGUCAAUGACUGGAAAUCUCAAAGGAGUUAGUUUGGAAAGUAGAAGGAGUUUAAGAGUGUGCAGAUACCUGUCUUUCCUGGCCAUAUGGGUAAGACCCAGUGGCAACCCUAGAUAGCACUUCAAGCCAUCAGGUCAGAGGAGAUACAAUCAACUAAUACAUCUGUCAUGGAAGAAGGGAAAAUGAAUAACUUAUUCUGAAAAUCUUGAUCAAGAUAGGAGUCAGACAGCAGUUAAUUCAGGAAAUUAAGCCAAUGAAAAUCGAAAUCCAUACAGAAAUGGUUUACAAGACAAUAGGCCAUUUUUUUUUUCCUGUGGCAAAAUUUUUCAUUUGGUGAUUUCCACAGUAUUUCAAUAAAACUUUUUGCCUCUUUCCUCCCCUUGGCAACUAUAGGCUACUGAGAAUGUGACGCCAUUGAGCAGCUUAUCUGCUACUUGGACACUUUUUUUAAGGAUAAAGUCUUAAUUUAAAUGUUUCUGGAGAGACAUUCCCUUAAUAUUGCAUCAGAGGUCUUCUGCAUGUUGUUAACAUACGGUCUCAGAAGCAAUACUCUUUUUUGACCAAGAAAAACUUAGGACCAGAAGAACCCCAGCUCCUUUCAUUACAAUGCCAGAGCCAGAGGGAAGAGCAUACAAGCCAAGAAAUGACAACAUCUUUUCUAUGAAGCUAUUUUUUCUCUGAAUGUCCACGCAUCUUCCUUGUAGUCUUUGGACCUGACAGUCAUUUCAGAAGAAAAUAUUGUUUUAUCAAUGAGCUUCAUGAUGGUAGUAAAAUCUGUAAAGGAGAGCGUAACUCUUCCUCAGUUUUCUUUAGUCCUGCAGAAUUUAUUGAAUACUGAGAGUCCUAUAGUAGUAUCUAGAAGACAGAUUUCCAUAUAUGACAAGAUGGUUGUUGAUUUGAGAAUCUUACAUUUCAGCAGGAUGAUGUAUUAAACAAUGAUAUAGUCCACAAUUUUUGAAGUAACUUCACAGCAUCUCUGUACCCAAUCACAAUGUGCGUAUAAUCCAGAAAGAUAAUAGGAAGCAUAGACAUUAUAAUUGCCUCUUUAUCCCUCUAAGGUACACAGGAUUGGAAGAGAUUUUUGAAGAGUUGGAGUGAAACCAUUAGCUAAGAAGUGCAGGUGCACUGCACCUGCAGAAUAAGGUUUUGUACAAUGCCAUUGAAUUAGAACAUAGAUAAUAUAAUUAUUGCUUAAGGCUCAAGAACCAGUAUAUUAACUCUGGUAAUUUUUCGCUUUAUAGACAUAAAUAAGUUAGGAUGUUCUGUUUUGGUGGGACCUGGAUGCUGAAGUCCUCCAUGGGCACUAUUGAAUGAAUGAAUCUGGGCACUCAUACAUGUGGGAGAUGUGGUAUCUUAAUCCAUUCUGGUGCUUGUAGAAACUGUCAGGCUCAAACUGAUUUUUUUUUUAAUGUAAUCCCAAUGAUUUCAGUGGAAUAACAGAAAAUAUAAAUCAGGAGGAGUGAAUAGGUCGUACUGAUUGAAUGGUACUAGCUGAAAGCAGCGUAGCUGUUUUUUGUUGUUCUAUCAGGCACCCAUUCAUGAAGCAUAGAAUCUUUCAAUUGAAACUGAGAUUGUUCAUCCUUAAAUUUCUUAUGGGCUGUAAAAGACGGUGUUAGCGUGCUACUGUUCUCCUACAAUAGCCUAAACCAUGUUCAUCAAUUUACAUGUAUAGGGAUGUUUUAGCAUACCAUUUCAAUUAUAGCCAGCCACCACAGAGGUAAGAAGCAAGAGGGAAGCAAAGGUACGAGUGGAGCAGGACAAAGGGGAGUUACCAGUGGACAGACACGUUUCUCUGUCGCAGUUUUAUUAUCAAAGAGGAGUUUGCAAAAUAUUUGGAUGCCGAAUCUGCCAAGACACUUAGUGGCAGGAUUGUCUUGUUUUAUUCUUCCAGCUUUGGUUGCAGCCAACAGAAGGACUGUAAAAACUGGGGCAAAGUCUGGAAUGAUAUUUCUGAUUGUGUUGAUUUUGCUGCAAGGACAUACUCAACCCCAGAACAGUUUCUGUCUCACCCACAUCACAAGGCAAAUCCCUGAUGAGGAAACUGUCACUGUCUUUUGGCUGUUUGAUUGAAUAGAAUUUUUUAUCCAUAGAGUCUUGUGAAUGUUUUCUGAAUUUCAAGUACUGACCUAAAUAAUAACUUAUUCGGAAGUCUUGAAGAAGGUAAGGAAAUACAGUGAAUUUGUUGACUUUUGAUCUGUUUUAUUCUAGGUGGGGAAAAAAUACCAAAGUUCUAUCUUGUUCACCAAAUUCUGACAUCCAGAACUACAUAAUACUAUGAACCUGAAUGUCAAAUAUUUAGAGACAUCUCAGAUUAGAAGAGCAGAAUUCUAAAAAAACUUAAGGUUAAAACAACCUAGUAGAAGAAAUUAGAAAAAUAGCUGAAGAUGAAUGUCCAACACUGCAGCUGAUUAUAUUGGCAUAGUUCAGCUGACUUUAGUAGAGAUGAGGCUAUAGUACAAAAGUUUCAAAACACAAAUUUCUCUUAUUUAUUGGGCUUCCUAGUACAGAUAACCUUGUUAAUUCAAAUUUUAAAAUUAUAUAGAAGAUUGGAAUGCUUGGCUUGCCCAGUGGAAACCACCAUCCUUUCUUUUCUAGUCAUUUUCUGCUUCUCUGAAGAAAAUAAAAAUAAAAGACAAAUGUGUAACAGAGAAAAGCAAUAAAUAAUGUUCCAUAAUGAUCAAUGAUGAGGAAUAUGUGCUUGGAAACUGGGAAACAAAUUGUUCCGGAAGCAUGAUUUGACACUCGUUAGUGCUUUUCUAUAAGGCAAUGCUUUUUGUCUCAGUGGUAGCACACGGGUGCUGUGGUUGCCAUGGUAAGGUACAUGUUUUGUUAUGAAUGCUAUAAAUAGUCACAUCAUUGGCCAAAAGCAUAAGUGAAGAUCCUGCUCUGGUCGUGUUUAUUGUGAGUUUUGAUCAUGGUCACAAAGGCUAAUGUGAUGAUUUACAUGGUAAAUUAAAUGGGCAUAAAGACAA
Harpia harpyja (harpy eagle) is the source of this 10104-nucleotide messenger RNA. RefSeq lists its product as uncharacterized. The coding region runs from base 921 to 1553 and encodes 210 amino acids. NCBI's taxonomy places the organism in Eukaryota, Metazoa, Chordata, Aves, Accipitriformes, Accipitridae. The transcript is spliced from 10 exons. The record is from RefSeq and is a predicted model, not a curated record.